GAAGGGAUGGAGCGUGGUUUGCUCUGUGGUUGAGGUGUUCAAGGCCACGCCCACCCAAGAGGGACAUGGCGGCGGGAGUGUUGAGGGUGCUGUGGCGGGGGAAGUUCAGCUGCGGCCCGGCCGUGGAUCUCCCUCAGUUAUUAGGUUGCAGACAGAAAUCAACAGUGAGUUUCCUUAGCCGGCCUGAUCAUCCAAAACUAGCUUACCAGAAGCUAAAAGGAAAGAAUCCUGGAGUUGUCUUCCUCUCAGGUCUCUAUUCAAAUAUGAAUGGCAAGAAGGCACUUGCACUUGAAGACUUCUGCAAGUCUAUUGGUCAUGGUUUUGUAAGGUUUGAUUACACUGGCUGUGGAAGUUCAGAGGGUAAUGUCAAAGAAUCUACAGUGGGAAAAUGGCGGAAGGAUGUUCUUUCAGUACUGGAUGAACUCACAGACGGACCACAGAUUUUAGUUGGUUCCAGUUUGGGCGGAUGGCUGAUGCUUCAUGCGGCAAUUGCCAGACCUGAAAAGGUGGUUGCACUGGUUGGAAUAGCUGCAGCUGCAGACCAUCUUAUAGCAACUUUUCAACAACUCCCUGUAGAGGUGAAGAAAGAAAUAGAAGAAAAGGGUGAAUGGAAGCUGCCAACCAAGCACAAUGAAGAAGGCUUUUACACUGUAUCAUAUGAAGUCAUUCAAGAGGCAGAAAAUCACUGUGUGUUGGGUAGUCCUCUUCCCAUAAAGUGUCCUGUGCGACUUCUGCAUGGCAUAAAAGAUGAAGAUGUUCCCUGGCAGACUUCCUUGAAAAUUGCUGAACGUGUUGUCAGUACAGAUGUGGAUAUUAUUCUUCGCAAAGCUGGUCAACAUCGGAUGAAAGAACAAGAUGAUAUCAAACUUAUUGUGUACACUGUUGAAGACUUGAUUGACAAGCUGACCACACUUACAUGAAUUGCAACACAGGCAAGAGCAGAAGAGGUUUGCACUUGUUUCUGUGGCUCAGUUUGGUUGGGUGUAUGGGGCAGUUUUCAUAUAGGAACUGUCCUCUUGAAGGACCUAGAGCUUUACCGUUGUUUCUGCAUCACCAUUUUUGGGGUAAAUCUAUAUUUUAAUACUGCAUUUGCACAAAUGACAGAAAAUAUGAAGAAAAUGCUGCUGUCUCAACCCUUUCUACCACACCCAGAUCACCUUUUUUGCAAUACUUAUUUCCUAUACUUUUGUACCCAGAUAUAUUUGUGCCAAUAAUUUCUUUCUUAUAAUAUGUUUUGACUUUUUCAUCCUUUUUACACCUUAAAAUAAAUAUGCAUUCUAAUGUUCUUCCACUUGAACUGUAAAAUGCAACUUAUCAAUUCAAACUCAGAAGAAAACUACCUGGAAUACUUGCACACUAAUUUUAGUUUAUACAAGUAUAAUUAAAGAAAAGUCUGCUUAGGGUUGGCGGUGGACACGGUAGUAAAAGCAAAUGGGGAGAAUAAGUGUCUUUCAUAUUAUUUAAAAUUACUUUGAAUUACUCAUUUGCUGCUUAUAAAGGAAUUAAAGGUUUCUGGAACUGUUCCUUGUAAUUUUGUAACCCAGCUAGUCGCCACAGUGAGAUAAAAUGCAAGCCAAUUGCCUAAUAUGCGUCUGUGCACAAAAGAAGGAAUAUCUGCACUUAGACAUUUACUUACCCAAAGCCUAAACACAUUACAUGGAAUACAGCCCUUCUACUUUCAAUGAGUUAUUUCCAAGUAUUGUGUGUGUGGCUGGGUAUAAAAAUUGGUAUGCAGAGGGUAGGGCCAGAUCAUGAACAUGUUUUGUAGUCUACAGGUCAUAGUCCAUUGUAUUGCUAUUUUUAAAAUAAACAUCUGUCCGUUUGUUUGCCAAA
Molecule: messenger RNA, 1833 nt
Organism: Eublepharis macularius
Lineage: Eukaryota; Metazoa; Chordata; Lepidosauria; Squamata; Eublepharidae
Gene: ABHD10
Product: abhydrolase domain containing 10, depalmitoylase
Exons: 5
Coding region: 66-920 (284 amino acids)
Biological process (GO): protein depalmitoylation
Cellular component (GO): mitochondrion
Molecular function (GO): hydrolase activity, hydrolyzing O-glycosyl compounds; palmitoyl-(protein) hydrolase activity
Source: RefSeq, a predicted model, not a curated record